AUGUUAGAUACACUUGCACAUACUAUAUUGAGACAAAUAAUUAAGUAUAUUAAUGAAGAGAGUGCACUUGAUGUAAUAUGUCUGUUGUUGACAUCAAAGUCAUUGUUCAACAUCAAACACUUAUUCAAUCUAAACUUGAACACUCACAAGUUCAAGAUCAUCCAGCAGCAGGACAACCUGAUCAUACCUCAAUUCAACAAUAUCUGGAAUCAGGACUCUGUCGAGUGGAAUAACUUGAAGUAUCUGACAUUGGACAAUUCCUUCUUUGAUUUUGAGGCACCUCCAUUGAGCGUAUCAUUGCCACCUGCCCUGUUCAUAUUACUGCUUGAGGGCUUUAACGUCCCUAUCGUACCUGGAUCACUCCCCAUCACACUCAAGGAGUUGUACUUGGGCGAUGAUUAUAAUCAACCACUUCAAGUUGGAUCCCUACCUCCAAACCUAGAUGUUCUAGAGUUUGGAAACAACUAUCUCCAACCUAUUGAAGUUGAUAUCCUACCCAACUCCAUUGUCGACUUGUUCUUUGGGGAUGCAUUCGACAUUGCCUUUCUUCCAGGAUCUCUCCCGACAUCACUUACUACCCUUCAUCUGGGUUACUAUUACAAUCAACCAAUGGAAAAUGGUGUCCUGCCUCUGGGUCUGACACAGCUGGAGUUUGGAGUUGAAUUCAACCAACCACUUGGUCGACAUAACCUUCCAUCAACCUUACAAUCACUAGUACUUGGCCAAGGAUAUAAACUAACGUUUACUCCUGGAUCCAUGCCUGUCUCACUUACCUACAUACAUGGUGGUUUGCUAUUCGAUCAACCUCUAGUGCCCGGUGUCUUUGACAACCUAAAGACCCUGCACUUCGGCACCAAUUUCAACAUGCCAUUGACCACUGGCAGUCUGCCACAGUCUAUCAACACAAUAUUCCUUGGAGACUCUUUCAAUCAUGUCAUACCAAGUGAUACGUUUCCAAAAUCACUUCAAUCAAUCAAGUUUGGAUAUCGCUACAACAAGGUGAUUGCGCCAGGUGUCCUCCCACCAAACCUCAUUGUGUUGAUAAUGGGCGUAUGUUUCAAUCAACCAUUUGUACCAGGUUGUCUUCCUGCAACACUCAAGAUACUGAAUUUGGGCAGAUCUGGUUUCAAUCAUACACUCACAGACAAGACAUUGCCAGACUCACUUGAUCAUCUCAGAUUGGGAUCAUGUUUCAAUCAACAUAUUGUCACACUUCCACCAGCACUGACAUAUCUAAACAUGUAUCCAGCAAGAGAUCAACAUUUUACAACUGGUAUCCUACCUUAUAAAUUGUUGACAUUGAAGCUGAAACACUUGGACAAAGAUCCAUUACCAAUGGUGUUGCCAGACUCUAUCACUCACCUAUACCUCGGUUCUCUAUUCAAUCAAACUAUAUCCACUGGACUUCCAGCUUCACUCAAAUACCUCAGACUUGGACAUAAUUUCAAUCAGGAAGUGUUCCCUGAUCACCUUCCAUCAGGCAUCCAAUCUUUAAAGAUGGACAAUAUCCAGGCACAACUUCCAAAGUUCAAAGGUAUCUUCAAUAGUGUUGAACGUCUGGAUAUUGGCCUUGACCAGGAUCAACAGAUCUAUUUGUGGAUGAUACCGCAACUCUUCCCAAAUCUUGUUACAAUGGCCGUCAAUUUCAAGUUCAAUCCUGCAAAGUUCCAACAGAUACUUGGACUACUACCACAACUCAAACAUCUAAAGAACAUUGAACUGGAGCAUAGUGGAAAGAAGGUACAAAUACGUCUUGUGGACGAUGUUCAACAAGUGGCAAUAUUCCUUGUUGAUGACUUUGAUGGAUGGUUCGUCAACAUCCAGGACCAAAGUUUGAUCAAACUCUUGACAGAGACUUUCCCCAACCAACCUGAUUACAUCUAA
Messenger RNA from Acytostelium subglobosum LB1, 1884 nucleotides. RefSeq lists its product as hypothetical. The transcript has 2 exons. Bases 1 to 1884 code for a protein of 627 amino acids. The record is from RefSeq and is a predicted model, not a curated record. NCBI's taxonomy places the organism in Eukaryota, Evosea, Eumycetozoa, Acytosteliales, Acytosteliaceae.